Fragaria vesca subsp. vesca is the source of this 3905-nucleotide messenger RNA. RefSeq lists its product as uncharacterized. Bases 1117 to 2952 code for a protein of 611 amino acids. The record is from RefSeq and is a predicted model, not a curated record. NCBI's taxonomy places the organism in Eukaryota, Viridiplantae, Streptophyta, Magnoliopsida, Rosales, Rosaceae. The transcript is spliced from 4 exons.
GGAACACAACACACGAACAAAAUACCCCUUCAGACACAUAGAGAGCCUCAGACAGACUCAAGAGAGCAAUCAUAGAAAUUGCAGUAGAAGGAGGAAGAGGAGGCUCAGAGCAAGAAACCCACACAUAGAAAACCAAGAAGAAGAAUCCAGAAUCAGCUUUAUCUAUCUAUCUAUCUAAUCCCCCCAUAUUCAUUUCUGUGCUAUCCCCCUUCUCUCUCUCUUUUUAUUACAGAGAAAGACAAAGAGAAGGAGAAAGAGAGAGAGAUCUCCUUUGUCAUCCUACAUUGCCCUCUUUGUAGUGGACAAGGGUUUUCGUUGGAUCAUAACUUGGGGGACUCUCCUUCAAUUCAAUUCUGCUCCUGUUGGACUAAAUUAGGGUUUGAUCAGACCCACAGAUUCGGGAGCCCUAGCCCGCAUGAGCUCGAUCUUUACCGGAAAUGGAGCUCUGGAUUUGGCAUACCAACUCUGAGAUUAUUGCCUAGGAGUUAUGGGAAGCAUUGGGUUUUCUGAGCAUGGAACAAGAUUGCAUAUUACAUGAGUGAUCAGAGACUUGCCGAAUCGGUGUUUCAGAGGACAAGGAUUUCCGGGUUUUUGCUACUUAAGACGAGCCUGAUCUUCGGCUGGGGAUGAAUUUGGUGUUGGGUUUUGCUUGCAAGGAGGAGCUGAUUGUGAUUGCAGUGGCACACCAGGCAACACAGAGGAUUAGAUUGGAGUGGACCAAUUUGGUUACUCAGUGUGUUUGUUCGGGUUAACUUAGUUGGAGCAAGAUUCUUGGCCUAAAAGAGCUGUUGGAGCUGUUAAUUUAUCAAGGUUUUGCUGCGUUUUAGUUCAGUGUAGCUUCGCAGUUUUGGUUGAGUUGAUUGUUUUGAUGAGCCUUAGUUAAUUUCGGUAGUGUCUGCUUUGCCCAACUUGAAAAAGGAUCAAGGCUUGGUUUUGGUUUCAGUGUGUAUUGGAUUGAAAGAGGAGUUUUGAUACUGGGUAUGAAUGUGGGGGCAUGGUGCAUGGACAGGAGCAUAGUUGCUGGUUCGUUCCCUUCCUGGAACAGUGCUACUCGAACAUAAUUCUGGAACUUUCUUCUCGGGAAGGCACUGGUUUCUUGUAUUGUGUGAGUCUGCAAUGUCGCGCUGCUUUCCAUUUCCACCACCAGGAUAUGAGAAAAAAGCUAGGACAGAUGAUGUGGACGUGCUAAAAAAGGAGAAGCAGAGAGAAAAGAAGCAUAAAAAGGACAAGAAGGACAAAGAGAAAAGUGAGAAAGACAGAGGUGAUGGAAAACAUCGGGAAAAGAAAGACAAGAAGGAAAAGAACAGAGACAAAAAGAAGGAUAAGGAGAAAGACACAGACAAAGUCAAAGAUAAACCUGGUACUUCAGAUGGAACUAGGCUUCCAGGAAAAAUUGAGAAUCAUGUUACAGAGAAAAUCAUUCAUAAAGAUGAUAGAGACAAGAGAGAUGCUAGCCAUGUUGGAGGUUACAAGGCAGAAAAGUUUGGUCAGAACAGUCACCUGCCUGCGGAGAACAGGAAUUCUGUAUCGGUGGAGGUGGCUAAGAAGACUAAGGAUGAGGCCAGAGGAAGCCAAGUUGGAGGUUACCAGGCUGAAAAGCGUGGUCAGAACAGUCACCUGCCUGCAGAGAGCAGGAAUCCUAUAUUGGUGGAGGUGGCUCGGAAGACCAAGGAUGAGGCCAGAGGAAGCCAAUUUGGAGGUUACCAGGCAGAAAAGCUUGGCCAGAACAGUCACCUGCCUACGGAGAACAGGAAUUCUGUAUCAGUGGAGGUGGCUAGGAAGACUAAGGAUGAGGCCAGAGGAAUUAAGAACCAGUUCGUUGAGAAGAUUACUAUUUCAGACCGCAAAAAAGAUGAGGAGAUGGUCAGAUUUAUGGCCAAGGGAACUGGCAUUUUGGCCGAAGUUAAGGAAACUAGCAAGGACAAGAGAGUUGAUAUCCGAAAGCCUGAUAUGCAAGAAGUCAGAGUUGCACCACAGGUUAGUGGAAGUGCAAUGGUGCAGAACCCUGGCGGACUGGUUCAGGUUCCUGGCGGAAUGGUUCAAGCCAAAGUUCAAGGACUUUCCAAACCAUUGGAGAGCAAUGUUGAAAGAAAGACUGAUGGAAAAGAUAAGACGAAAGAGAAGGAAGGUGAUGAUAAACGAGGGGAAAAGCGUAAGGAUAAAGAUAGAGAGAAGAAAACCCAGGGGAAAGAUAAGGAUAGAGAUAAAGAGAAGAAGAAGGAGGAGAAAGCAAAGAAGAAAAAUGCGUCGAGGACUGCAGAGCCAGAUAAAGAGAAGAAAAAGGAAGACAAAGCAAACGGUUCUAAGCAUGCAGAACCAGACAAAUCUAGAGAAACCAAUAAAGAGAUUCCAAUCGAUUCCCAGUACAGCGAACCCUCCCAACCUCCGAAGGACAGCAACAAAACUGCCGAUGCUGAGGGAAACCUGAAGAAACGAAAGGACUUAAAGACAAAUGGAGUUUUGCAUGCCAAUGAAAUUAGGCCCAAUAAAUUGCUGCGACCCUCUUCUUCCUCUCAUCCAUUGACACAAAAUGGAAGGACAUUGGAGCCUUGUCAAACGUCCAUCCCAUAUGUUUCAGAUAAGCAGGGAGGAGCCAACAGUGUUAAAAUAGACAGUAAGGAACGUAAGAAGAAUGGCUUUACUGAAGCUAGACCGUCAUCUGCUUCCCCUGCAAAGCCGCCUUCUACAGCUGCACAAGCUGAUCCAAUUGCUGAAGCAUCAAUGAGACCGCCCCAUCCAGAUUCCAGAUUUUUAAGUGAGGUUUAUACGGUUCCAAAAAUGAAUGAAUUGUCUGAUGACGAUCAAGACUGGUUAUUUGGUUGCAGUGAUACCAAAUCAAAGAAGCCCAAGGUGGAAUCUUCACCGGAUGAGGAGACCGCACAAGUUUGGUCAGAAGCUCUGCGGAUAGAGUCAGCUGAUGUUUGUGCUUUGCCGUAUGUGAUUCCAUAUUAAUCGGUUUCAAAUGGGCAUGCUUCACCUCCCAACUCCGUUGUCAGUAAUUUGUUGGAAAGGCAUCCGAUGCUUGGUAAUGGAUGUUUUUAUCUGUCCUACCCGCAUUCGCCUUUGAUUGGCUGUUGCAGGGAGUAUGACCGAUGGCCUUGUUCCCAAACUGUCUUAACUAGCUAAGGUAUCUGUCACAACUCAGGCAAAUGCUCCGGGACCAGGAGAGGGCUGUUUGGAAUUGAAGAAAGGUCUUCCCCCACAGCAGGUCACCACCAAUUCAUCAAAACGGAAAGUUUUCAUAAGCGCGACAAGUGAAGGUUGCGUAGAAAGGGAGAUAUAUAGGUUGUGCGAUUUUUGUUUUUGAUUCACUUAGGAGCUGCGAAGCUCUUUCUAAUUGAGAAUUUAAGGGAAACUAGAUGUGGUCUUUGCAACUCCACCACAAUUUUGAUUUGUAACAUAGAACUCUUAUUUACAAGAAAUGUAAGAUAGAGGAAAAGUAUAGUAGUUGCAUUCUCCCAUUGGCCUCAGGAUUAUCGUUCAUACCCGGAUAUACAUAUCAGCUUUGCUUCCUGCAAGUAUGACUACAACAUUUAGGAACUGAGAAAAGGGAUGAGAAUUUGCACACCUUCUGUAGAUGGGAUCCUAAUUUGGAUGCAAAUAAGGUAGUUGAUUACACUUCUCUAAGGGUGACUAUAACUUAAAUUUCUUAAGUUUUAACUUUUCUUAAGUUAUAGGGUAAUGUUGGUUGGAACUCUUCUUUUGAAUAUAGUACAGAUAAUAGUGAAAACACACAGGAGGUCUCUGGACCAAACUGGUCCAAUUCAAGAGCUGGAAGGGAAAGCUGGUUGGACCAAAUAUGGUGUUCUAUUGAACGGGUGGCAUCAGCCACGAAAUUUGCUUUAUGUUGUGCAGAGGAUAAUUAUUCUUCAUAAAUUUUUCGGCAGGCCUCUGUAUGCACGCAU